AUGGUAGAGGGUAAAAUCGCGAUUCUAGAAGAAGCCUUGGCGAAGGCCAAGGGCGCUCGGGAGGAAGUGGCCUUCCACGCGUUCAGCGUUUCGACCAACGCGAAACUCGUGCAAGGGGAGAACGAGCGGCUGCUACAUUUGAUUCAGGACUUAGCUGCCGAGGUCCAACACUUUUCAGUUUUGUACGAGAACCUGCGCGCUCUGACCUCGGUCACAAAGCCGCCGCCCACGGCGACGCACAUAUUCCCCUCGCACCAGUCACACCAACCUAGUGGGUUGUCGAGCCACAGCAACAAAGGGGCCACUUUUGGAACGACCAGCAACUACCCCACACUGCUAGUGAGCAACUACGGGUUGACCUCAGGGACCACUUUGCCCCCGAACAACAAUCCAAGCGCACUGACCCGGCACUUGCAGAAUCAAGAAGGCAACCAAGGCUCCACCUUCGGCAUGGGUUUGCUCGGAGGAGGACAGAAUCAAGUUUCCGGCACCGUAAGGGGAGCCGGAUUUGGCUUGGUCGGGGGCAACGGCGAGGAUAAAAGUUCUUUUCCUCAUCAACGUGUUGAGCACUCUGCCCAUCGCCCCGACGCCUGGGCCAGCGGCCCGUCGAACAACUAUGCAGGAGGAGGCGCUCUAGUAUCAUCGUCUGCCGCGAGGACGAACCGGUGCGGAGGCAUUCUGUCGUUCAAAGUGGAAAAAGCGGUGCAAACUUCUAGCGCUAAUGAGGACAAGGUGCAUCAGGAAUUGUUGCUGGAGAAGCGAUUGCAGGAGCAACUGGCAACGAAGAUGCGCGAGUACCGGGCUGCAACUUUGACGCAGGAGGAGGCAGCGCGGGAAAGACAUGUUCUGAACGAGAAACGGCGCGCGGAGGCUGUGGAACGCGAACUGGCCCGGAAGGCGGAACUCGAGGCGAACGCCGAUUCGAUUCGCAGAGGGCGGGAAAUGCGCGCGAUGCAGAUGGUGGACAUCGAGUCCAGGUUUCCCUCCAGUUUUUGCGUAAUAUCUUACUCCGAAAGCGGGGGUCCUAGGGUCCGGGUUGCCGAACCCGUGCAGAAUUUGCGGGGAACUUGGCUGCGGAUUUUUCUCGUCUAGAAUAUUAGAGCCCGCCCGCGGCCUUUUGCAAAUGAUCACAAUCAUGCAGCACGCCGCGAUAGGGAGGCGGGCUUUCGCAUGGAGACUCCCGCCGACGCCUGCGAUUGCUAGGCAAAGAUGAUGUCACAGCCUCGCAAAGACGAUACCACAGCACCAUCGUGUAACGUGCGUUAAGUACACGUUGGCCCACUGUUAUUUGCUUCUCUUGGCGUUGCCCGGCCUUUCCAAGGUAGAAAGGCCUGCUUUUGGCGUGUCCAUGGCACCGUCGUGAGUAAGGUUAGCCACGAUGGAGAUGCGUUUGCUUGUUUUCGCAGCUUCGGGCGCAGGGCCAUACGCCCGGGACAGGCGGCCGGAGAGAGUGGCUGACGACUCCACAUGCGUGCCGGAGCCCCACCAGGAUAGGGCAGCCUCCAGCUGCGCGGCCCGGUUUCGGGGCUUGUGCAUGAGUUGCCACGGUUGUAGCCUGGGG
Molecule: messenger RNA, 1561 nt
Organism: Amoebophrya sp. A120
Lineage: Eukaryota; Dinophyceae; Syndiniales; Amoebophryaceae
Source: the annotation of a GenBank genome assembly